Salarias fasciatus (jewelled blenny) is the source of this 3444-nucleotide messenger RNA. Its product is annotated as probable E3 ubiquitin-protein ligase HERC3. Gene Ontology annotation, molecular function: ubiquitin protein ligase activity. The transcript has 23 exons. Lineage: Eukaryota; Metazoa; Chordata; Actinopteri; Blenniiformes; Blenniidae. Gene Ontology annotation, biological process: protein ubiquitination; ubiquitin-dependent protein catabolic process. Gene Ontology annotation, cellular component: cytoplasm. The coding region runs from base 61 to 3105 and encodes 1014 amino acids. The record is from RefSeq and is a predicted model, not a curated record.
UCAGUCAGUCAGUCAGUCAGUCAGUCAGUCAGUCAGUCAGUCAGUCAGUCAGUGUGAAAUAUGCAGCUGUAUUGUUGGGGAGACAGCUCCAGUGGACAGUUCGGUCCCCGGGGGGGCCUCAGACCGGUGUCCUGGACUGUCCCCGGGACCAUCACCAGUAUCUGCUGCGGAGACAGUCACACCGUAUUCCUCAACGCAGAUGGAGACGUCUUGUCAUGCGGACUAAACUCGCAGGGACAGCUGGGAAGGAGCAGAAAUACAGAUGGAAAGAAACUGAGUCGCGUGGAAGGCCUGGGUAAUGUGGUGGCCAUCGCCUGUGGUCAGAACCACAGUCUGGCUGUGGGUGGAUCUGGACACGUGUUCUCCUGGGGGGCAGGGGUGGAUGGACAGCGAGGACUGCCGCCUAAUGAACUUGCAGCCAUCGGUAACAGACCAAGCCAGGUGCCUAUACCGCUCGCCAUGCCGAUUAUUCAGGUUGCCUGUGGAAACUCGCACUCCCUGGCAUUGACCAACGGAGGAGACGUCUUUUCAUGGGGUUUGAACAGUCACGGUCAGCUGGGCCAGGGGAAGGAAGUGGCGCUGCAGUACGUACCUGACCUGGUGGGAGCUCUGAGCGGCGUCGCCGUGACCCAGAUUGCGGCCGGAGGGACCCACUCCCUGUUCCUCACGCUGCCGGGCCUGGUGUACUGCUGCGGUGCCAAUAAGUCCGGCCAGCUGGGCCUCAACAGGGUGGAUGAUAAAGGCAGGUUCAAUGUCUGCAUGGUGCCUGCUCUCAGACCUCUGGGUGUCUCCUUCAUCAGCUGUGGAGAGUCGCACUCUGCCGUGUUGACAAAGGACGGCGAAGUCUUCACAUUUGGAGAGGGUUUCUAUGGUCAGCUGGGUCACAGCUCCUCUGCAGAUGAAGUGAGUCCCAGACUGGUGGAAGGUCUGGAUGGACCUGCCUGCCAGGUUGCAUGUGGAAGGCAUCACACUCUGGUUUUGGGUUCCUCUGGCCAGCUGUGGGCUUUUGGCAAUGGGUCGAAAGGUCAAACUGGAAGUGGAACGACGGAUUGCAGUCUGAGUCCGGCUCUGGUCCAGCUUCCCUGGACCACUGACAGCUCGGCAGCCGUACCCAGCGACUUGAAAAUAUCAGCUGGAUGGAACACAAACUUCACCUACUCUUCACCUGCACAGAGAGUACACCAUGGACAGAUCAUUGGUCGACUCGAUGAGGCCAAAUUGCAGAAGUGGCUGUCACAGAGACAUGGCAGCACUGAAGCAAAGAAAGAAAUCGCAAAAAUGUUCUUGACAAGUUCAAGUCUCGUUGCAAGUUUCACAAAAGCUGAUGGGUUUCUACUGAAAGCCGACGCCUUGACUGUGGACCUUGAGGCUGCCAGUCGCACCUUCGACCAGAUGCUGAAAAUACCGUGGAUCAAACAAUCAGUGAACAUGAAGGUCCUGAUUAACUUGCUGGUGGCGUCACGAACUCUCCUGAAGUGUCCAGAGAUCCUGCUGGUCCUGCUGAGCUGCCCCCUCCUGCUGGAGGACUCCAAUGUCAUGAACAUGGCUUUACCUGUGGCGGUCGUUAUCGAUCAUCUCAAUGAGAAAACUGUCUCCAGCCUAAGAAGUUGGUGGUCUUCGCUGCCUGUUUCCCUGCUGAUCAGGCACAUCAUGGUCUUCAAGCAGGCGCUGGCCUUCAUGCUGGCGAACGGCCUCCUGGCUACCCACAACGGCUUAGUCAGAUGCCUGCUGAAUGCCCUCAAGCUCCUCUACAAAGCAAACAAAGUUGGAAGGUCCUACAAAGUCCCACUGAGCACCUUUUAUGUGGAGGAAAUAGAAACAACUCUGGAACCAUUUCAGGACUUCAAUCUGUGGCUGCUGUAUGCUGCAGAGGAGGAUCAAGAACAGACUCCUGCCAUCUUCUGUCGCUACCCCUUCCUCUUCACUCUGGUAGCCAAGGUGGCGAUGUUCAACAUCAGUGCGCGUGUUACGAAGGUCGCGCAUCGUUUCGUUCAUCAGAUGGCUUUGGAUCAGCCUGAAAUUGCGCUGACGAGCCCAACAGACUCGGCCCCGCCGCCGGUCUUCCAGCUGACUCUGAGACGAACUCACCUGGUGGAGGACACCUUCCGACAGCUGGACGCAGCCGAGCACUGCGCCUACCGGAGGGAGCUUCUGGUGCAGUUUAAAGAUGACAGGAAGUUGAUGAACGUGAACAAAAAGGACCUUUUCCUUCACAUUUUUGAUGAGCUGAUAGCGCCUGAGUCUGAGAUGUUCAUGCACAACGAAAGCAAGACUCUGGUUUGGUUCCCUCCCAGGCCGAAAGUGGAGGAGAAGCGCUACUUUCUGUUUGGGAUCUUGUGCGGUCUGGCUCUUUAUAACCACACCAUCAUCCACCUGCCCUUCCCCCGGGCUCUCUUCAAAAAGCUGCUCCGCGUGCGGCCGACGCUGGACGACUUGAAGGAGUUCCAACCUGUGGUGGCAGAGUCUUGCAGGUACAUUCUGGAGGAAUGCUCUCCUCAUGAAGUGCAAACUCUGGAGACUACUUUCACCGUGUCCUGGGGUGGUGAGGAAGUAGAGCUGGACCCCCAACAACCGAGGAAACUGGUCACAGGGUCCAACAGGAAAGAAUUUGUUGCCGCCUAUGUCGACUAUGCCUUCAACAAGUCGGUGGAGGGAGUGUUCGAGGCGUUCAAGCGAGGGUUUUUUAAAGUGUGCGACAUCAGAGUGGUGGAGUUCUUCCAGCCGGAGGAGCUGCAGUCGGUGAUGGUGGGCUACAAAGACGCCGACUGGGAGGUGCUGAAGCAGAACACUGUUUAUGAAGGCGAAUACCACGCAGCGCAUCCCAACAUCCUCAUCUUCUGGGAGGUGUUUGACGGCCUGACUGAGGACGAGAAGAAGAAAUUCCUCUUGUUCCUGACCGGCUGCGACCGCGUGCCUUUCCUGGGGAUGGAGUGCAUCAAGAUGAAAGUGGCCGUCCUGCCCAACGCCACCGAGCUGCACCUGCCGGAGUCGCUCACCUGCCACUGCCUGCUGCUGCUGCCCAUGUACGGCAGGUACCCGGUGGACAGAACCAUGAGGAGCAGACUUCUGGAGGCUAUUAAUCACAACAGAGGCUUCUGGAAGUGAAGGCACUCUGCCGGUUUUCAACCUGCAACCUGUCCAGAGUUCUUUUUCUUUUUAAAAAUGCAUACGCCACAUUAUCGUAACGUCAUAACACCUGAAAGCAUUCUACACAAGUAAACCGUGUCUUAUGACAGUUUUACAAACUAACACUGUGUGCAACUAUUUGUAUUCAUUUUCAUAUCAUGCAUGCUUUUUAACUUAAACUUAUAGAAUCACUUCUGAAUACUAGAUGCUAUAGAUUUGCAACCUUAUUUCCUUUUUGACAUCAAGAGUGUAAUCAAGAUAACAGUCACUUUUCUCAUUUACAUUUCACCAAGAAAAAAAUAAAUCAUCAUCUCCAUA